UUGCAAUAACCAAGAAAAAACCAAGAAGCAGAGGAAGCAGUACUCCUACACAGCAGUGGACCUUCUCGCUUUCUUUGAAGAAAUUCGUGGAAGUUACAAAGAAAAUUUGUUGUUUGUCUGUACCAAAUUGCUUGCAAAUAACGCAAAUUUCACAUUAUAAAAAAGGCCACAGAGAUCCUAGUUUCUACUUGUGUUUUCAAUUUCCCAAUUUUAUCUCUCUCUACUAAUUCCUUAUACCAAACAGUUAAACAAUGGCUUCCUCCUCUGUUCCAUCUUCAUCUCGACCUCGAUACACCUACGAUGUGUUCUUGAGUUUUAGAGGCGAAGACACUCGCAACAACUUCGUCAGUCAUCUCUACACUGCGUUGACUCACAAGGGGAUUCGCACCUUCAAAGACGAUGAAAAGCUCGAGAGAGGAAAAUCGAUUUCGCCGGAGCUCCGGAGAGCGAUUGGAGGAUCGAGGUUUUCGAUUAUAGUUUUAUCGAAGAAUUAUGCUUCUUCGAGAUGGUGUUUGGAUGAACUUGUGGAGGCACUUGAAUGCAGCAACACAACGGUCUGUCCGAUUUUCUAUCAUGUGGAUCCAUCGGAAGUGAGAAGGCAAAGAGGGAGUUUUGGGGAGGGAUUUGAUGAAUUGGUUUCCAAACAGGGAGUAUUGGGGAUGGAGAAUGUUCCAAGGUGGAGGAAUGCUUUGGAGCAAGUUGCCAAUUUAUCAGGAUGGCCUUACCCCGGUGAUGCAAUCGUCAGGUCUGAAUCAAUGUUCAUCCAAGAAGUUGUCGGGAUACUUUUUAGAAAAUUAAUUGAUACAUAUUCAAGCAUUGGCAAAGACCUAGUUGGGAUGGUUUCUCGUACGGAGAAAGUGAUUGAAUUGCUAAGUUUAGGGAUGGAUGAUGCUCGUGUUGUAGGUAUUUGGGGAAUGGGUGGAAUAGGCAAGACUACUAUUUCCAGAGCUGUUUAUGACUGUAUCUCUUGCCAAUUCGAAGGUUACAGCUUUAUUGAGAAUGUUAGAGAAGUUUUAGAAAAAUGUGGUUUAAAAACUUUGCAAGAACAACUCAUUUCUGAAAUCUUAAUGGAAAAGGAUUUGAAUGUAGAAAGUGAUGGUCAUGCAGUACAUAUGAUAAGGAACAUGGUAUGUCAUAAAAAAGUUCUUAUCGUGCUUGAUGAUGUGGAUGAAUCAACCAAACUCGAAAAAUUGGUAGGAGAGCAUGAUUGGUACAGUUUUGGAAGUAGAAUCAUUGUAACGACCCGAAAUCAACAUGCCUUUACUAGAUAUGGCAUAAAACAUAUCUAUGAGGUUGAGCAAUUAAGAGAAGAUGAAGCUAUAGAACUCCUUGAAUCGAAAGCCUUUGGGAAACACCGACAAAUGGGAGGCUAUGGAGAGCUUGUCCGUCAUGCAGUGAAGUAUGCUAACGGAGUUCCUUUAGCUCUCGAAGUUUUGGGUUCUUUCCUUUGUGGUCGAAACAAAGAUGAAUGGGAAAGUUCAUUAAACAGAUUGAAAAAAAGCCCUCUCAAGGAAGUUCUACAAGUACUUAGAAUAAGUUACGAUGCAUUGGAGUCAGAAGAGAAAGACAUAUUCUUAGAUAUUGCAUGUUUUUUCAAAGGGAAGGAUAAAAAUGAUGUAACAAAAAUAUUAGAAAGUUGUGGCUUCCACCCAGUUAUUGGAAUAGAUGUUCUUGUUCAGAAGUCUCUUAUAACUAUCUCAGGCAAUAAGUUGUUGAUGCAUGAUUUGAUACAAGAACUAGGGUGGCAUAUUGUUUGCGAGGAAUCACAAAAAGAGCUUGGAAAGCGCACUAGGUUAUGGUGUGAUGAAGAUAUAAAACAUGUAUUGAUGGACAAUACGGGAACAAACAAAGUGGAAGGCAUAGUUAUGCAGUAUAGUGACCUAAGAGGUCUAGAUCCAAAGGACAUUCGGUUUCUAAAACAAUUGAAGUUGAGGCCUGAAGCUUUUGCAAAGAUGUCGAACUUGAGGAUUCUCAAAAUUUGUUGUAUGCACCUCUCAGAAGAACUCAAAUAUCUUCCUAACAAGUUAAGGUAUCUUGACUGGUUAGGAUACCCUAUGAAAUACAUGCCUUCAACAUUUCAACCAGAGCAUCUUGUUGAACUUCACUUAACCUAUAGCAGCAUUGAACAACUUUGGGAGGGAACAAUGCAUCUUGACAAGUUAAGGAUCAUGAAUCUUAGUCAUUCGACAUAUCUGACGAAGAGUCCAGACUUUACAGGAGUCCCAAAUCUUGAAAGACUGAUUCUUGAAGGUUGUAUAGGUUUGGUUAAUCUUCAUCCAUCCAUUGUAGUUGUCAAAAGGCUUAUUCGUUUGAACUUGAAGGACUGCAAGAGUCUCAAGAGUCUUCCUUGUGGCAUUCAAUUGGAAUCUCUUGAAGUUUUUAUUGUCUCUGGGUGUUCAAAGCUUGAUAACGUUUUGAUUAGCUUGAGAUAUAUGAAAUGUUUAUCAAAGCUUUGUUUAGAUGGGACUGGUAUCAAUGAACUUCCACCUUCAGUUGGACAUCUUACCAAUCUUGGUUUGAUUAGUUUGAGAGAUUGUAAAAACUUGAGAAGUAUUCCAGACAACAUUUGUCAAUUGAAAGAUCUUACAACUUUAAUCCUUUCUGGUUGCUCCAAACUUGACAAACUGCCGCCAGACUUGGGUGUUUUGUACCAUUUAAAAGAGCUUUGUGCAGAUUGGACUGCAAUUAGACAACUCCCAUCCUCCAUUGGACGUCUGAAGAAGCUUAAAAUACUAACGCUAAUAGGGUGUAAAGGAAUAUCAUCUAAUUCCAUGGCUUCUGAACUAACAACAGCCUUGUCAGGGUUGGAGUCUUUAUGGGAACUAGAUCUGAGUUUCUGUAAUUUAAAAUCUAUCCCCACAGCCAUUUGUAGCAUCUACUCGUUGGCAUUUUUAUACCUAAAUGGAAAUAAUAUGGAAAGUUUACCUGCAAGCAUGAAUCAACCUUCAAAUCUGUUGGGCUUGUAUUUGAUUGGUUGCAAGAAGCUUCAAGAAUUGCCAGAGAUUUCACCUCAAUUAGUUUUCCUAUUUGCUGAUGAUUGCCCAUCAUUAAGAACAACAUGGAUUCCAUCCCAAAACCGUCGUAAUGCCUUAGUGUCCUUCAACAAUUGCUUCAAAUUGGUUGAGAAUAAGCAAAAUGACAUCCUGACAGAAAAAUUUCUUUCAAACAUAUUUCAGGUUCUCUCUCUCUCUCUC
Molecule: messenger RNA, 3194 nt
Organism: Camellia sinensis
Lineage: Eukaryota; Viridiplantae; Streptophyta; Magnoliopsida; Ericales; Theaceae
Source: RefSeq, a predicted model, not a curated record